AUGGACAACACAAUCCAUGAAGUCUUCCUAUCACCCGCAAUGGCUCCAAUUACUCCAUGUUCUCUUCUUUCACAUAAUCGACGUUAUGCUGUUGAUGGCGAGAUCAUGGCGUUUGUUGUAAUUAUUGUUUUCUCAAUCUUCAUCUUCUUCCUUAUUAUCGCCCCUCAUCUCAUGCAGCUAAGAAGAAAUAGCAGAAGUUUUGCAACAGUUGACCAGAAUCAUGGUGAUGUGUACCAAAGGAACCGGAAUCAUGAAGAUAUCGUUUGA
This is a messenger RNA of Lactuca virosa, 267 nucleotides long. The record is from the annotation of a GenBank genome assembly. Lineage: Eukaryota; Viridiplantae; Streptophyta; Magnoliopsida; Asterales; Asteraceae.